ACCACCACCACUACCACCACCACCACCGUCUCCACCACUACCACCACCACCAUCCGUCUCUCGCUCAAAACCACACUAUAUCCGGGCCUUUGCCAAUCGUCACCUCCGCAGAGAUCCGCGGUGCACGACAUCGCUCAUUGCCGUGUGUGCGGGAGCCGUAUAACAUCUCGCGCCAGCCAAGCGAGGCUGCUCUCCUCUUCACAUGCUUAGCUCGCUGCUGAACCCGGAGCACCCUCAGGUUCAGCAACAUCCGCGCUCUGAGACGGCAACUCCCAACACCGCUACAUCGCCUGCGUCCUCAUCAGUUGCACCGGUCACCGACAACACAACCAGUACCAGCACCACGCCGCCAGCGUCAACGUCCAUGGCAGGCUCGACCAUGACCAUGCCCGCAGUGGCGCCCAGUAUGCAGAGUCAAGAUGAACAUCGCCCCGACCUGCCACGACCGUACAAGUGUCCCUUGUGCGACAAGGCCUUCCACCGUCUGGAGCACCAGACGCGACAUAUCCGCACGCACACGGGCGAGAAGCCGCACGCUUGCCAAUUCCCAGGCUGCACGAAGCGCUUCAGCAGAUCUGACGAGCUCACGCGGCACUCGCGUAUCCACAACAAUCCCAACUCGAGACGCGGCAAUAAGCAGCAUGUGGCAGCAGCGACAGCAGCCGCCGCCGCAAUGCAGGCUGGCAUGUACGACAACUCGACACUCCAGCAGCUCAACCACUUGCAGCAACUCAAUCAGAUGAACCAAAUGCAGCAGCUCAGUCACAUGAGCCAGCUGAGCCAGAUGAACCAAAUGAACCAGAUGAACCAAAUGAACCAGCAGCCUACUCAAUUCAACACGCCAAACUAUCUGCAGCAGAGUCCGCUGCGCAAUGGAAUGCAAACUCCGCCGGUGAUGCACCAACAGUCGCAGCCGCAAACGCAACCACCGCCGCAACCGCAACAGCAGCCUCCGUCCCAGCACCAUCCGCAACAGCAUCAAUUACCGCCGCCCGUGAACCCUAUAAUGCCGCCUCCGGUGCAGAAGGCUACUCAAUCUGCUCCGAGCUCACAGCUGACGUCGCCCAACGUCUCUCCACCACAUGGCUAUGCGUCCACGUAUCACAGUACUCCUGGGUCAUACAUCACGCGCAACACCAGUGGUGAUCUCAGUCCGGCGCAAGGAAGCAGCUAUGCCUCAGGACCAGGCAUCAACCUAUUAGCCACAGCCGCGUCACAGGUCGAACGUGAAAACAAUGCGCAAAUCCCGAACGCACAUCUGUCGCUGCCCACCAGACAUACGACGUACCACCACUCGUACAACACGGGACGCAUGCCAUCUUUAUCGUCAUAUCACUACUCUUCAAAUCCGACCUCACAGCCCAUGUCAAGAUCGCAUUCGCACGACGAAGAUGAUCAUCGGCCGCACAAGAAGUCACGCCCCGGUUCUCCGCAAUCCACGGCGCCACCUUCACCCUCCUUCUCCCAUGCAUCUGCGUCUCCCACGCCUGACCACACCCCACUCGCCACACCAUCUCACUCGCCUCGUUUACGACCCCAGUACUUUCACAAUGGUGUGCAACUGCCAACCCUGCACCAUCUUUCUCUGGCGCAUCAGCCUCCCCCGGCACUGGCGCCGGUGGAACCGUCAGCCGAUGGACUGCAGCCGUACGUACCCGCUCAACACAGCGGGCUCAGGAUUUCUGAAAUUAUGGAGGCUGGCGAUGGUGCCCAGCGCAAAUUGCCUGUCCCCAUGGUCGCUGCGAAAGACCAAACCUAUCAGGUCCGGGACAUCAAGGACAUCUCGAACCCCAGCAGUGGCAUCAACAGCGGGAACUCGAGUGCCAGACAAAGUGAAGCUGGUAACGAUCUUGCUGAUCGACUCUGAACAGCAAUAGCGACGAUGGGCUGGUGUAGUUGCCUGGCGCCUGAAAUGGCUUGCACGAGGCCAGGACUCACAGAUUGUUUGAUCCUCACUCCGCGGUGUCUGCGGUUUCACAGCACAACCCCAGCAAGAUGAUAGAUGUGUGAACGUAAUGACUGCAGAGGGCAAUGAAAAAACGGCCACGGAUAGAAGUUUGAUUAGAUGUUUUUUUCUGGGGAAUUAUGGCGCGGAGUUUUAGCGAAAUAGAUGGGACGGCGAACACGGCGGGGGUGGCAAAGAAACGGUGUUGUCGCAAGACGAGCGGGAGGACAAGAUUGCGUCUGGAAUAGAUUGAAAUUGGUGCGUCACGAUACCAACAGUCACACCAAGCGACUGGCUUUUUGAAUGAGAUUGCUCAACUCUACUCCUUCUUUUGGCGAAGUUGUCUUAUCCACAUGAUCACUUGGGUAGUAGGUACAUGUAGGUAGGUAGGGUAAGGUAUAGAUGGUGCACUGAGCUGGUGACACCCCCCAAAAAAAACACA
Molecule: messenger RNA, 2387 nt
Organism: Sphaerulina musiva SO2202
Lineage: Eukaryota; Fungi; Ascomycota; Dothideomycetes; Mycosphaerellales; Mycosphaerellaceae
Exons: 1
Coding region: 203-1867 (554 amino acids)
Cellular component (GO): nucleus; cytoplasm
Molecular function (GO): RNA polymerase II cis-regulatory region sequence-specific DNA binding
Source: RefSeq, a predicted model, not a curated record